This is a messenger RNA of Hipposideros armiger (great roundleaf bat), 8749 nucleotides long. It is a transcript of the gene SRCIN1, whose product is annotated as SRC kinase signaling inhibitor 1. The transcript is spliced from 19 exons. Gene Ontology annotation, biological process: regulation of dendritic spine morphogenesis. Bases 2252 to 5473 code for a protein of 1073 amino acids. Gene Ontology annotation, cellular component: postsynaptic density; cytoplasm; actin cytoskeleton. The record is from RefSeq and is a predicted model, not a curated record. Lineage: Eukaryota; Metazoa; Chordata; Mammalia; Chiroptera; Hipposideridae.
CCCUUGGUGGAGUUUGGCUUUGGGGAGGAUUUUUUUUGGAGGGGGGAAUAUCCCGGAUUUUUACUUGGCAUCUCUUUCUCUUAGGUAGGGUCCCCCAUUUUCAGGAGACUUCUAUGCCCUGUACUCUCCCCCUGAUUGCCUAAUUCCUACCACUCUCUCCCCAAACCUGUGGCAAGAUUUGGCUUUGGGGAAGGAAUUUUUUGAGGGGGAAUACUCAGGUUUUGAAAAAAAUUUUUUUGUGUGUUCUUUACUCCUUUAAAUAGGAGUCCCUCCCCCACCCUUGCCCUCUGGUUUUCAGGAGUCUCUUAUGCCCUGAACUUAAUUCCCAUCCCACUGCAGAUCAUCUCAUUCCCUUAUCCCCACCCCACCACCCUUCCAUCUCUGAGCAGACCCAGCCUUCCCCUGAUGUCUUGCCAUCAGGAAGUUCAUGAUGUCUCUCCCCACCCUGCUUGCUGUGUUGAAGGCUUAAUUUCAAAAUUUUAAGAGGACAUUGGCAUCUGUCCAUUUAUUCUGAAGUUGUUCCUUGCUUCCCCAUCAAGCCUCAGUUUCCUUGAUGGGAAGAUGGAUCUCAGCUUAGACAGGGGCACACUUGGACAUGGCUUAGGCUCCCAGCUCAGACCAGGACAUUGCCAUGGGAGAAAAAUAGACAUCCGAGGCCCAAACGGGAAGGAGGGACCAGAGAAUCAGAGUUAUAACGGGGAAGUGCAGCCCCCAGCGGGCCUGGACUUAGGGGCAUUCAGCUGUAGGAGGCGGAGGAGGUAUCGAGGCAGAGGAUCCAAUGGACAGCAUGGGUGCCAGCUUCAUUUCCUCACACGCCCUGCUCUGCCUGGGGAGGGGCAGCAAACCUCAACCUUUUCAAGAAUUAGGAGAAAUAAAAAUGUGACAGCUUAGGGAAGGAUAAAACUUCAGAUGUUUUGGCCAAGUGAACUCAAACCUAGCAACAGAUUGGCAUGGCUUGGCAUCACUCACAGGGCAGUCAGCCUGUCUCCCCGCCCCAUCUUGACUGAACUUAGGGGAGCAAAGAUGUGUCUACUCCCAGGCUGGAUGGCAAGUGGGACAGACUGAGUGGCCAAGUACGUGUGGAGGCCAAAAUGGGGCUGAGACAGGAAUGGUGAUGGGGCGGAGGACAAGUGCACUGUGCCCGGGAUAUGCAGAGGCCCUCCCUAGAUGGAGUGUCUUGGUGUUAGAUAGUGUUGGGGUGAUGAAGAGGCGUGAGGCUGGACUUGGUGAGCUCAGUUGUCCCAGGUCAAGGGGUUCUAGGCCUGCCUAUGUCUGCUCUGAUGGAAGAAGGAGGAGAGCUUGAAGGGGACCCUCACCCCAGAACCUUGGAAUUACUGAGAACAGUGGCUGUGCCCCGGAUUUUGUCAUUACUUGAUACUUAGUGAUCACACUUUCCAUUCCCCAUAGCUGAGUCUGAGUCUCCUUUUUAUAAAGUGCAGGGCCAGAGACUUUCAGCAAAUGCCAGAGUCACACAGCAGAGCAGGAUCAGAGGCCAUCAAAGAAACAGAAAUCCUAGGCCUCCCAGACUUGGCUGGGAAUUGAGUCAUGGGAGAACUAAGAGGGCAACGGUGCACAGCUGAGACUGGUGGGGAGAGAUUGUGAAUUUGGAGGGUGACGGGUCAGGAAGCAGGACACUCUCCUCCCCCCACCUUAGAUCAGACCUUUGGCGUGGGGGCCUGGAAAGGACCCUGGGAGACCAGAGACUAGACUCCAAGCUACAGCCCCUCCCCCGCUUCCAUUAGGCUGUCUAACCUCCCUCCCUCCUUCUGCAACCCGAGUCUCCUGCGGAGGGCCGGCGUAUCGGGUGACCGCGGCGACGCAGCCACCAGCCUCCGCCGCUCCUCCGCGGGGCUGCGCCUGCGGGGCCGCGCCGGGGGAGGGGGCAGGAGAGAGGAUGUGCACGGCGGCGCGCUGCGCCGCGCCAGGUGGAGUCGCGGUUACCGAGGCGACCGGGGCCCGGGCCGGCUCGGUGGCGGCUCUCGCAUUGCAGCAAAGGGCACCGACAGCGGCUGCGGCUGCGGAGGCGGCCGGGGGAGGGGAGAGCCCGGGCGGGUGGGAGUAGGGGCCGCCCUCCCUACCCCACCCGACGCGGGACCAGGGGCUAGAGGCCCCGCGCAUACACCUGUGGCCGCAGCAGCCAAACUACUGGAGUUUCAAGACCCGCAGCUCACGCCACACUCAGGGAGCCCAACCCGGGCUGGCAGACCAGGCGGCCAAGCUGUCCUACGCUUCAGCUGAGUCGCUGGAGACCAUGUCGGAAGCUGAGCUGCCUCUGGGCUUCAGUAGGAUGAACCGCUUCCGCCAGAGCCUGCCCCUCUCCCGCUCUGCCAGCCAGACCAAGCUGCGCUCGCCAGGGGUGCUGUUCCUGCAGUUCGGGGAGGAGACUCGGCGCGUGCACAUCACGCACGAGGUCAGCAGCCUGGACACGCUGCAUGCACUCAUCGCGCACAUGUUCCCGCAGAAGCUCACCAUGGGCAUGCUUAAGUCGCCCAACACCGCCAUCCUCAUCAAAGACGAGGCUCGCAACGUCUUCUACGAGCUGGAGGACGUCCGGGACAUCCAGGACCGCAGUAUUAUCAAGAUCUAUAGGAAGGAGCCCCUCUACGCCGCUUUCCCUGGCUCACACCUCACCAACGGGGACCUCCGGAGAGAGAUGGUGUAUGCAUCGCGGGAGUCGUCGCCCACGCGGCGCCUCAAUAACCUGUCACCUGCGCCGCACCUGGCGUCGGGCUCACCGCCACCGGGGCUGCCGUCUGGGCUGCCUUCCGGCUCGCCAUCGCGUUCGCGCCUCUCUUAUGCCGGGGGGCGUCCGCCCUCCUACGCUGGCAGUCCGGUGCACCAUGCGGCGGAGCGGCUGGGAGGCGCCCCCGCCGCCCAGGGAGUCAGCCCCAGUCCCAGCGCCAUCCUGGAGCGGCGCGACGUGAAGCCGGACGAGGACCUGGCGGGCAAGGCAGGCGGCAUGGUGCUGGUGAAAGGCGAAGGCCUAUACGCGGACCCCUACGGGCUGCUCCAUGAGGGCCGGCUGAGUUUGGCGGCGGCCGCUGGCGACCCUUUCGCCUACCCGGGUGCUGGAGGCCUCUACAAGCGCGGCUCAGUGCGCUCGCUCAGCACUUACUCGGCUGCCGCGCUGCAGUCCGACCUGGAGGACUCCCUGUACAAGGCGGCGGGAGGCGGCCCGCUCUAUGGCGACAGCUACGGCUUCCGCCUGCCGCCCUCGUCGCCUCAGAAGCUGGCAGACGUGGCAGCACCACCCGGAGGUCCCCCGCCGCCACACAGCCCCUACUCAGGGCCACCCAGCCGCGGCUCGCCGGUGCGCCAGUCCUUCCGCAAAGACUCGGGCUCUUCGUCCGUCUUCGCAGAGAGCCCCGGAGGCAAGACCCGAAGCGCUGGUGGCUCCUCGACGGCCGGAGCCCCGCCUUCCGAGCUCUUCCCAGGGCCUGGAGAGCGCCCGCUCGUUGGAUUCGGGCCGCCUGUGCCAGCCAAGGACACGGAGACCAGGGAGCGCAUGGAGGCCAUGGAGAAGCAGAUUGCCAGCCUCACAGGCCUGGUGCAGAGUGCCCUACUACGAGGUUCGGAGCCUGAGACCCCCAGCGAGAAGAUUGAAGGCUCCAAUGGAGCAGCCACUCCUUCAGCACUCUGUGGGUCAGGCGGCCGGAGCAGCGGGGCCACCCCUGUGUCCGGCCCUCCUCCACCCUCAGCCAGCAGUACCCCUGCGGGACAGUCCACUGCCAUCAGCCGUUUGCAGAUGCAGCUGCACCUGCGUGGCCUGCAGAACAGCACUAGUGACCUGCGAGGCCAGCUUCAGCAAUUGCGGAAGCUCCAGCUACAGAACCUGGAGUCUUUGCGCGCGCUGCUGAAGGGCACAGAAGCGGAGCUGAGCAUGCGCGUGUCGGAGGCGGCACGGCGGCAUGAGGACCCGCUGCAGCGACAGCGCACCCUGGUGGAGGAGGAGCGGCUGCGCUACCUCAACGACGAGGAGCUCAUUACCCAGCAACUCAAUGACUUGGAGAAGUCAGUGGAGAAGAUCCAGAGGGAUGUGUCCCAUAACCACAGGCUGGUGCCUGGGCCUGAGCUGGAAGAGAAGGCGCUGGUAUUGAAGCAGCUUGGGGAGACGCUGACUGAGCUCAAGGCGCACUUCCCAGCCCUGCAGAGCAAGAUGCGGGUAGUGCUUCGCGUGGAGGUGGAGGCCGUGAAGUUCCUGAAAGAGGAGCCACAGCGCCUGGACGGGCUACUCAAACGCUGCCGUGGGGUCACAGACACGCUGGCUCAGCUCCGAAGGCAAGUGGACGAAGGUGGCUGGCCACCCCCCAACAACCUCCUGAAUCAGUCCCCCAAGAAGGUGACAGCCGAGGCUGACUUCAAUAAGAGCUUGGACUUCGAAAUGCCACCCCCCAGCCCUCCGCUGAACCUCCAUGAGCUGAGUGGGCCAGCUGAGGGAGCUCCUGCUACGCCCAAGGGGGGCAACCCCACCAAAGGCCUGGACGCUCCUGGCAAGAGAAGCGUGGACAAGGCUGUGUCUGUCGAGGCGGCCGAGCGAGACUGGGAGGAGAAGCGGGCGGCCCUGACCCAGUACAGCGCCAAGGACAUCAACCGGCUGCUGGAGGAGACACAGGCGGAGCUGCUGAAGGCCAUUCCUGACCUGGACUGUGCGAGCAAGGCCCACCCAGGCCCGGCCCCCACCCCUGACCACAAGCCCCCCAAGAUCCCCCAUGGCCAGAAGGCAGCCCCCCGAACGGAGCCCAGUGGGAGGAGGGGCUCAGAUGAGCUGACAGUGCCCCGAUACCGCACGGAGAAGCCCUCCAAGUCGCCCCCACCGCCCCCUCCCCGCCGGAGCUUCCCCUCCUCCCAUGGCCUGACCACCACACGCACCGGAGAGGUUGUGGUCACCAGCAAGAAGGACUCAGCUUUCAUCAAGAAGGCCGAGUCUGAGGAGCUGGAGGUACAGAAGCCCCAGGUGAAGCUGCGCCGGACUGUGUCUGAGGUGGCUCGCCCGGCCUCCACACCACCCAUCAUGGCCUCGGCCAUCAAGGACGAGGACGAUGAGGACCGCAUCAUCGCAGAACUAGAGGUGUUUGAGAGAAGCUCAGUGUCUUCCCUCCCCCCCACGCCCUGCCGCCAGCUGAUUCCCACCUUGCUGUCCCCCCAGGACUUGGGGUCCCCUGGGGGCUCAGCCCCAGGCCCCACAUGGAAGAGUGGCGGUGGCAGUGUGCCACCAAUGAAGGUGGUGACUCCAGGAGCCUCUAGGCUGAAGGCGGCCCAGGGCCAGGCAGGCAGCCCUGACAAAAGCAAGCAUGGCAAGCAGAGGGCCGAGUACAUGAGGAUCCAGGCCCAGCAGCAGGCCACUAAACCAUCUAAAGAAAUGAGCGGGUCAAAUGAGACCUCAAGCCCAGUCUCAGAAAAGCCCUCAGCUUCCAGAACCUCUAUCCCCGUAUUGACUUCGUUUGGGGCGAGGAAUUCUUCCAUCUCCUUCUAGGAGACCCCAGACACCUCCAGCCCCGCCUGUCCCCUCCUUCCCUUACCCCAGCCAUUUCUCUCCUUACUCUUCCCUUCAUCUCCACCCCACCCCCACCCCCACCCCAUUCUCCAGACCCUCUGAAGGGUUGCCAAAGAUGUGGCCCUCCUCAGUUCUCUAUACCCAUCCCCUGUUGGUGUUUUUGGUUUUUGAAAUGAUUCACUUUUAAUUAUCUUUUUUUUUAUUAUUAUUAUGAAAAAGCAAGCCAGUAAAACUAAGAACCAAAACACACCAUCUUCCUUUGAUUUCCUGUUCCAAAACGGCCCACUUCCUGUCAUGGUCCCUCCCUUUUCUCUUUCCCCACUCUUCCUCCCAAGUCCAUUUUCAAGUUCCUGCACCCUCCCUUCCCUCCCUGCCUUCCCCGGAACUUCCCAAGAGCACUCCAAACAAACUCUGAGCCAUGGAGACUUGGAGCAGCGAGACAACCCCUCUCCACUUCAUCAAAACCUUCCUGGAGGAAAACCUGGACAUUGGACCAACUCCGCUAUCAGGCUGGAAAAUGGAGCGCAGGGAGGCUCUGGCCCUGGAGGCGCCCCACCUGUCCAGCCUUGGGACGUGACUGAACUCUGCUGCCCCUCUGCUCUCUUCCAUACAUGCCCUGGUGGGCCUGGAGUCAAGAUGGAUGGGCUGGAGAAGGAGGAGGCCGGAGUUUGAGGGCCUCAGGGUGGGGACAGUGUGUGCAAGGCCCUUGAAUUUGUGUGUCCUUGGAGAGGAGUUGGCUUUCUGGGACUCCCUUCUUCCUGUGGCGAGGAGCCACCUGGCCUGCGCCAACGGGAGGAAGGCGCCCUUUUGGACUGUUGGCUGUGGACGAUGGGUUGAGCAGACAGCCUAAUACUGGGGACACUGCCUUGGGAGAGGGCAGCCCGGAGGAGGGGUAUUUGGUACUUUUAGUUUCCUAAUUUAGCACUUUAAAUGACAUUAACUUAUUUAAUGGGUGUGGGUGGGCAAGGAUAAAGGGCCUAGAUAAUUAAAUUUUGAGGCCUGGAGGGUGGGAAGGGUCUUGUGAGGGAAAUGGGGUAAUACAGAGGGGGUUGAUGGGGAGCAGUACUGACUCCAGGGGUGGGGUGACUUUACCGUCAACCAUCCUCUUUGAGAUUUGAGGGUUUUCUGGGGAGGGGUGAACUCUGGUUAAGAUCCUUGAGGGUCCCUGAGGUCUGACCAGCCAGUUAGGGCCGCCCCCAAUCUGUGAAAGCCUGCCUUGCAGUAAGGCUUUUGGCAGGGGGUCCUGAGAUGGGGAGGGAGAGACCAAUUUUGGUUCUCAGCUCUGGCCUCCUAGAGGGCAGAGUGAGGGGCCAGCAGAGAGAUUAUGUGGGUGGGGGAGGAGGAGGAGGAGGCUGGAGCAGGGUCCCCAGGGAGCAGGAUUCCUAUUUGGAGCACAAAGUGGGGUAAGCACAGGGGACAGGGGUUUGGGUUUAAUCUCCCAAGUAAGCACAGAAAGAAGGAGCCAUUGAAGGGGCAGCACCUCAUAGACCCUGGGGCCUGGCAGGAAGGUCCUCUCUUCGGGAAAGUCUGGGGGAGCUAUUGAGGGUUGGGGAGGGAGGGGAAAUUGGGUUGUGUUUCUUCAUUUCUUUCUCUUUUUUUGUUUUGUUUUUGUUAGUUCAUCCUUGUUUUCUAGCUUUGGAUCAUUUUUGUACAAAGGCAAGUAAGCCUUUUUGAAAAAGAACAAAAGAAGAGGAAAAAAAAAAAUCCCUCCCGAAAAAAAAAAAAAACCUGGAAAAUAGAAAAAAAAAAAAAGGACCUCAUAAAUGAUGCAAUUACUUUUAAUUGCAGGCAACUCUUUACAUUUAAGUGAAGUGUCUUAACAUUUUAUAUUGUUUUAAAAAUAUAUUUACAUAUUAUAUAUAUAUAAUAUACGUAAUAUAAAUAUAUAUAAAUAUUUAAAAAAGAAAAAAAAAGAAAACCACGGCGCUCUCUCCCUGGCCACUGUUUUGGCGGGGGAGGGAGGCUGGAGGAUGGAUACAUCAGCCUGGCUUCUGUGGCCCAGUGACAUGGUUCGGUUUGAUUUGGCUGUACAGAGACCCCUGACUUGGGAGGGGAGGGGGGAGUGGUGCCCCCUCCUCCCUCCACUCCAUUACUCUUUGCUUGCUACUUUUCACUUGCUCCCACCUCCCACCCUCAGCCCUGUGACCCGAAAGUGUGCCCCACCGUCAUUGUCCUGAGUUGAAUGUCCCUUUGUAGGGGGAGGAGGAGGUGGGGGAAGUGUCCAUCCAUGAGGGGGCAGAUGGAGGGAGCCCUGAGCCCCACCCCACCCACUCACGUGGAGCCCAGUGGGCUUUGCAUCUUUCUUUCACUUUGGUUCCUGCACAUUUCGGGCUGAGAGGCAUUUGCAUGGAGUUGUAUGCAGCCUGUGUGUGUGCACUGGCACAAGUCCACUUACCUGUGUAUGGAGGGAAGCAUGUGUGUGUACAGGUGUGACCUACUACACGUGUGUGCAGGGAGGUGUGUACGCCUAGGUGCAUGUAACCUGCUUGGGCAUCAGCACGUGCCCACCUGUACAUUGGUGUGGAAGAGCUUUGUGUGUGAGAACGCAUGUAAUGUGUGUGUGCAGAUGUGUGUAGCUGCAAGAGACUUGUAGGUAUAUGGACCACGUGUGGACGGGGUGUAUGUGGAGGUGUGUGUGACCUGUGUGCAUGUGCACAUGGGUGUAGACCCAGGCGUGUGGGAGUGCCUGUGUGUGUUCCAUUGUCCCUGCACCACCUGCUCCAGCUGCCCUCCCGAGCCCCCAUCCCCACGGGCCUCUCAAAGCCCGCAGCACGUCAAUGCCCCCCGCCCAGAUGCAUGCGCCUCGCUGCUCUGUCCAUCAGUGUGUGCUUGACCAAGAGAAAACUAAGUUGUCUGGGGGGGCCCCUGUACCUGGUCCCCCCAGCCCCUGCCCACUGUGCUGUGUUAUUCGCAUGGGGGCUUUCUCUCCCGCCCCUUCCACUAUAUGCUGUUUCCCCAGGAGCCUCAGGCCCAAGGCUCUGAGAGGAGUCCCUGGCGGGGCUCCGCACCCCACCCCCCACCCGUAGGGCCCGUGUUGGUGUAGCAGUGAUGGCUUCUGUGGAUAUUCUGUGACCUCUGUCAGUGUAACUUGACAAUUUCUAAAUGGAAAAGGGUUGCUGUGUUUUCUCUGUCUCUCUUUUUUAAUGUCCUUUUUCUUCUCCCCACUUCCUCUCUCUCUUUCCUUUUUGGUUUUUCUAGCCGCGUGUUUGGGGCUUAAAUAAAACUUGUUUCUUUUUCUUCUCCUGGAUCUCCUUU